CACUUUAUUCGAUCAUACCGGUUCGUAUAUUGGCUCGCGAUCACACCUAUUAAGUUGACAAAACGAUUUGAGUGAGUGCUGUUGGUGUAUAGGACCCCCAACAUCAACCAUGGCACUCCAGACACCAUCCCUGUCCCUGUAUAUCACAAAUAUAGAGUCAAAGGUGAAAAAGCCAGAACUCCGGUCACAAUUGUAUGCUCUAUUCACGCCGUAUGGUAGAGUUAUCGACGUCACCGCGAAGAAACACGAUGGAGGUCGAGGACAAGCAUUCGUCACGUUUGACGAUCAAGCUUCAGCGACCUCAGCUAUGAGAGGAUUGACAGGCGAGAGUUUUUAUGGAAAGCCAUUGUCCAUAACGUAUUCUAAGAAACCUUCCAACGCUACAUUGUCACGCUUAGAUCCUUCAGCAUCUCGUGAUGCAGCCGCUAUCAAAGCUGCGAAAUUAGUAGUCAGUCGAGCGCAAGGCGAAUACGAACAAUUGGAGAAGGAGAGAGAGGACGAGGAGGCAGGUAGAGGAGGUGGAGGUGGAGGAGCCGGAGCAAAAAGAGAUUUGGAAGAUGGAGAAGGUGGAGACGCUUCAGGCAGAAACACCAAGAAACCGAAAGUUGAGGAAGAUGAAGCGAUGGAGAUUGAGAUGGAUGAAGACGAAGAUGAAGGAGCAGCUGCAAGCUCGAGUGGUGGCGUAGCGCUGUUAUGCUCAAACUUACCGCCAGAGUGUAAUGAGAUGGUCCUCUCUGCUCUCUUUGGACAAUAUGCCGGAUUCACCAAAGCUUCCCCCCUUUCCUCAUCCACCUCACUCCCUUCUUCUCACUCAAAACAGAACCCAGGAGCCAAGUCAUUCCGCGUGACAUUUGGAUCAAAAGCAGAAGCAGAAGCCGCAUUGCAACCUACAAAAGGCUAUCUCAUGCAGCCAGGAUGGGAGAUGAACGUGUCAUUGGAGAGCUGAAGGAGGCGAUCGGUCUGGAGACGCUGUAUCAACAUAUGCAUGUGGGGUCAAUGGCA
Messenger RNA from Kockovaella imperatae, 1002 nucleotides. RefSeq lists its product as hypothetical. Lineage: Eukaryota; Fungi; Basidiomycota; Tremellomycetes; Tremellales; Cuniculitremaceae. The transcript is spliced from 5 exons. Gene Ontology annotation, molecular function: mRNA binding. The record is from RefSeq and is a predicted model, not a curated record. The coding region runs from base 110 to 946 and encodes 278 amino acids.